Durusdinium trenchii is the source of this 2124-nucleotide messenger RNA. The record is from the annotation of a GenBank genome assembly. NCBI's taxonomy places the organism in Eukaryota, Dinophyceae, Suessiales, Symbiodiniaceae.
AUGACGUCCUCAACCUUCGGACCCGGCUGCCGUGCACCUUUCUUCACCACUCGCAUCGGAGCUUCCGUUGUGAGCCAUGAACCUCAAGAUCCACGAGCAAAGCGGGGCCCUGCACAGAUCCGCAAUGAUCCAGGGGCACGCUUCAAGGAUAGCUAUGCGCAGUUUGCAAAGCACUUGAACCAAUGGCUGCGGCAGUUCCCACUGGAUGGCACGAAUGGGCCUGAUCUUUGCGCAUCAGAGGACAUUGAGGACGCCUCACACCCAGCCAGACGUGAGUUGCAACGCUUGUUGAAGCGGAUUAGUGAUCGAGCUGGGCUUUCGGACAAAGAUGCCGACAUAGUCAAGGUGGAGACGAUCUUCAUAGAGAGGCUCAAGGAGCGCGAAGUGGAACUUCAACGUUUGAAGUAUGAGCACCACGACGCGGAUGCCAAGAACACCCAGCUUAGAAAUGCACUGAGGGCAAGCGCCAGUGCGCUGCAACACGCAGCAACACUGAUGCCUCCUGACAUUGGCAUUGACAUACAGGAGGAUGAGUACCUGAACCAAAUUCAAGAGCUACAACGCCAAGUGGUUGACAAGGACAACAGGAUCCUGGAGUUGUUGAAAGGCACUACCAAUGCUCAGUCAUUGGCUGCUAGGAUCUCGGGGGCCCAAAGUGACCCCUUCACUUUCCGAUGUCCCAUGACCAUUUUUCAACGUAUGGCCGCUGCUGCGCUGGUGGGGCGGAAAGCUGCAGGUGAUUGCUGCAAGAGCUAUGAUGCUGUGCCAAUGCUUUGGCCAUACCAGUUUCCCGAAUGCGGCCGAAGUUGGUGUCCCUCUUGCUGGAACAGCAGUGAUGUGAAGUCGCUGCCAGUUCACACCUUUGCGGCCUUGGGAUAUGCAGCCUCCUUGGCUGUGAGCAGUCCCAAGGCUUUAAAGCCUCAGGGCACCGAGCGGCGCUUGGACAUCACGAGGCACGCUGGAAUUGCUUCCAACAAAAUGCUCGCCAGAGCGAAGCAUGGCUUCCGGGAACGUGUGGUAGAUCUUUGCCCACGUAUCAAUGAUUGGGAGGAGUAUUACCUGAAUGAUGAUGCAGAGAAUGUCCAUGCACGAGUCUACAAGUCUUCUCAAGCACAGGUGGCCGUGGUGUCCUUUCGUGGGACGCAGGCCACCUCUGCACAGAAUUGGGAGAUUGACUCCGACAUCAUCAUGCUUCCAGUAGAGCUUGGAGCUCCCGGACAGCACAAAGCAGCAUCCUCCACUGCCAACGUCCAUGAGGGCUUCUAUCUUGAGCUGCAACGAGUGCUGCCACACGUGCGCAAGUGGGUAGAGGGAUACAUCGAGGGCACUAAGGGCCUGUUUGGCAUCCCCAGCUACUGGAAGCUUGUUUUCACUGGUCACAGUUUGGGCGCAGCGCUGGCUAUCCUUGCCGCCACCUUGGCAGAGGCAGAGGGCUGGGCACGCACACCGGAUGCAGUGGUGGCGUUCGGCGCCCCACGCCUGGCAGAUCAAGCUCUUAGUGACUGGUGGGAAUCUCGAGAUUUGUGUGGAAAGAUUCUGAGAGUCGCGGUGCAGAACGAUGUCAUCACCUGGAUGCCUUUUGUGGAACCACUUCAACUGAUGGAUAUUGUGAGCUACUGCUUGGAGAACCCCAUGAGCUGCCUUGGUCAACUGGCCAAUGGCCCCAAGUCCUUGCACCCGAGCGAGAGAUGGGCCCACGUUUGUCCGAAGAGUGAGCUGCUUGUGCCUGGCGCCAUGAAGGGAAUCAACUCACAGAUGAAGGACUUCUCUUUGCUUGGUGGUGCGCUUGCACACUUGAUCGGAAAUGCCCUCUUCGGAUAUGCAUUUGGGGUGAUGAACAGCGACAUCCCUCGGCACGAUGCGUACUGUGGCCUGCGUCACGAGCUUUUCCCCGCACCCAACUGCACGGCCACGGAAGAUCUGGAGGAUGUAGUUUGCUUUGGACUCAGCCAUGAUCCUAAUGGAACUUCUUCAAAAACCUGCCACAAGAAUUGCUGUGAUGACGAAUACUGCAGCGUUUGGCAAUUCAUGCGGAACGGGCAAUGCUGGCGGGGUCGCAGCCACCAGUGCACAAGUCUUCAUCCCUAUGCGGCAGAAGUGCUCGCAGGGCAGAGAGUGCAUUGA